AUGUAAGAUUAAGAAAUUCUGAAAAAUGAAAACAAACCUUUCAUCCCUCAAUAACCAAAACAAAUUAAUCGGACUGUUCUUCAAUCAUUACUCCAUGAGUAUCAUAUUCUCAUUAAAGGACUAAGAAACUAGUAAAAUUAAUACUAUCUUCUAGAGAAUAUCAAGAUUAUUGCAAUGUUAAAGGAGCUUGUGGAUAAACUAUUCCACUUAUCCUCAUUCUACCAAUCAGCCUUGCUAUAGGUACGUUUUAACUGAUGUUGCUAUUUUUUUAAAAUAUUCAAGACGGUAUAUUUUGAUACUAUGUUGUUAAAAAGGGCCUGUAUUACCUGCCUUGAUUUAAUUUCUUUUAUUAUAAAUUGCACAAACUUUGAUAAUGUAUAUGAUUCUUAAAGCCUGUGAAGUUAUUCCUAAAAAAAUUGAAAAUCCUUUAUUAUUUGGCAAGAUAACAUCUUACAUUUUCACCUGUUUAAGCAUUGCUGAGGGAACAUUACUAAUUGUAUUCAUAUCUGUUUAAUAUUAAAAAGGAAAGAAUAACAAAUUUCAACUAAUUUUCAUAAUCUUAUUUUUGGGCUAUUUUUGGAUUAAUAAUUUGGUAAAAGGUAAUUAUUCAUAUUAAUAAGAUAAUACAAUUAUUUAUUUAUGAUUAUAAACUUAGAAUAGGCUUAAUAAUAUUUUUGUAUAUCUAUUAUGUAUUUAGAGUUGAUAGUGAUCUAUUUAUUAAAGUAAUUGAAUUAGCUAUUUUUAGGAUAUAAUAAAAGUAAUUGCUUACAUAUUAUUGGAAAUUAUUUUCAUCAUCGAUUCUGAAUUAAAGAAUUACUCUCAAUAUUAAUUCGAAAAUAAUAUGUAAUUUAGAAAUAACAAAGAAGAAGUUCAAUUCAUGAUUCCACAAGUUCACAUGCUGACACAACAAUAGAUUUUAGAAAUAAUUACCAAUCAAUUUCCCAUCAUUAUAUUCGAUUAGACGAAAGAAUUAAUACAUAUCUCAGGAGUAGGAUUAAAAUAAUUGCAAUUGGAAGAAGAUUAAAACAUAGAUUUGAUAUCAGCAGAGGUUAAAAUAAGAAAGAUGGAAGUCUUAAAAUUAUUCUCAGCAAAUUAAUCUAUCAAAGACAAUUUAGUACAAUUAAAAAGAUUGGCUAAAUUUGGAUCUACUUGUGGAACUAAUGAAAAAGGAGAGCUAUUGCAUUCUCUUCUCAAUGGACCAGCUCUUUAGUAGUUACGUAUAUUGAGGUAGCCACAAGAAAAUCAAAGAAUUAUUCAUUACAAUCCAGAUGGCGUUUUAGAGCAAUUACUUAAUAAUUUAAUAAAUGAAUAGCAGACUGAAUACAAAGGAAUCUCUAAAUUUAAUCUACCGAAAAAUCAAUUCAAAUACUUUUAAUUUACUUUAAUUAAAGUACCAAAAGGAGAUAGUUUUUAAAUAUUCUUAAUUUUAGAGGAUAUUACUUAAUUAUAUCAAGAUAUCAAUUUGAACUAGAAAAAUGAAGAAGAUGACCUUCCAAUUAUGUGUUAAGAAUUCAGAUAAAUGUUGUUCUGUUAAUAAUAAUUUUAAAUUCCUCUCAAAAUGCUCAACAUAGAAAUCAAAAAUACACUUAGGUAUUCCAAAACUUAAUAUUUACAAGAAGAAUUGUUUAAUGCCGAUUAUUUAAUUAAAUAAUUACAAGAAAAGUAUCAGAACCAAAUUAACCCUAAUAUUAAAUUAUAAUUCUUAAAUAACCUAAAAUAACAUACUGGGGAAUUUAAAACUGAUCAGUUGAGAUUAACAUAAAUUAUGUAGGUUUUGCUGGAUAAUAGCUUUAAUAACACUAAAGAAGGAUUUAUAAAAAUAAUUAUUGAAGAUGAUUUAAGAUAGAAUUGUAUAUAAAUAAUAGUUGAAGAUACUGGUAUAGGAAUUAAUUAGGAUAUCUUUUAAGAAGAAUUUAAUGUAAAUUCAAUCCGAUCAUUGCAAAUAGUUAAUUACAUAACUAAGAUUUUAGGUCCUGUAUUUUAAUGCAAGAAAAUAACAGGCUUGCUUGCUAAUAAAGGAUUGAGAAUUAAAUCCUUAUUGGACUGUGGUACAAAAAUAUCUUUUUCAAUCAGAAAUCUAGCAUUAGAUGAGUUUAGUACUUAAUUCAUAAUAGAUGAAGAAAUAGCUCAAGAUGAAAUGGAUGUUGAUGUCGAAGAGAAUGAAAUCAUGGAGAGGUACAUCAGAUAUGAUGAUCAAAUAUAACAUUUAUAAAGAUUUAAUAAGGGAUUGAGAUCAUUAAUUAUUAAUAGAUAGUAAACUCAAAAGAUUGCUAAGCCAAUAGAUAUCAACACUAACAAAAAAUAAACUAAAUUAGUUGGCAUGAUGAAACUAUAAGAAUUGGGUAGAUUCAAGAAUAGUUAAAAAUAGAAUGAAUCUUGUCAAUGCAGUUACAAAUUAAUUAUCAAUUCAAAUUAGGAUUUUGAAAGAGUCAUCAAACAGCAUACAUAAGACAGUGUUUCAUUUAUUAAUGAAUAGGAUUCAUACAAACAUAUUAGUCUGAGAUUAAGAGAUAAAGUUUGUUAGAACCAUUCCUGUUAAUAUUAUAAAAACAUCAUUGUCAAUUGUCACAACAUUAAUUUCAAUUAUAGAGAGUAAUUAUAUUGUAUAAUCUUUAGAUUAAUAAUAAAGAUUCUUGGAAUCAAUAAUAAUUUUAAAAUUAUUAUCUUAAUAUAUCAUUCCAAUGGGGAAAUAGACACAUUAGGAACUUGUUUCAUGAUGCCAAUUCAUUUAGAUGUGUUACUGUAAUACUUAUAAAGUUGA
This is a messenger RNA of Paramecium octaurelia, 2761 nucleotides long. The record is from the annotation of a GenBank genome assembly. Lineage: Eukaryota; Ciliophora; Oligohymenophorea; Peniculida; Parameciidae.